Eriocheir sinensis (Chinese mitten crab) is the source of this 5996-nucleotide messenger RNA. It is a transcript of the gene inaD, whose product is annotated as multiple PDZ domain protein-like. The coding region runs from base 1674 to 3905 and encodes 743 amino acids. NCBI's taxonomy places the organism in Eukaryota, Metazoa, Arthropoda, Malacostraca, Decapoda, Varunidae. Gene Ontology annotation, molecular function: protein binding. The transcript has 15 exons. The record is from RefSeq and is a predicted model, not a curated record.
AAUUACACGAUAACUUGGUGGUGAUGAAGUGAAAAGCGUAAAGACAUAAGGAAGGACUGAAGGAAGGAUGUUGAGGUCAGAAAUGAGACUUCGCUUCCUUUGAAAAAAAUAUGAUUAUUCACGUGAACUGAGUAAAAAUAAAUAGAUAAUCAUGUCACCGAAGAUAAAGAAACACGUUGAUCAAGAAGCAUUUAAGAAAGUGAAUAAAGGAAAGAAUUCGCUGAUAUAAAAAAAAAGAAUAACUUAGAAAAAAUAUUUGAGAUUCUAGAGUUCCAUUUUCUUUUUUUCACUUGGCACCCGAAACACCUGUGAGAGAGAGAGAGAGAGAGAGAGAGAGAGAGAGAGAGAGAGAGAGAGAGAGAGAGAGAGAGAGAGAGAGAGCAGAAGAAAACUUUCAAAACAUGCUGACUCCACACUUUUAAAAGGCUUUGGAAUCGGAAAAAAGUGAAGGAACGGGAUUCUGGAUCGGAUCCCUUAACCUAUCGGGAAGGAUUUGGCCUGUCGCGAACGUCUCUCUCUCUUGAGGCCCAUAAAUCUGUCUGGGAAGAGCAUUGGAUCCUCUUUGGCACCGCACUUACGCCGCUCACUCGCUGUUCCCGGGCACAAAACAGGAAACGUAGAGUGACAGAAAGGACGGAAGGGAAUAUAGAUGAAAGAAAGGUUGUUUACGCGGUGAAUGAUAACGAAAAGGAAUGAGUAAAGGAUUGGAUACCCCUUGACACUCCAUUCACGGGGUUUAUACAGUGUUUAGUGAUGAAAAAGGAUUGAGAAAAGUAUAAGAUCAUGAAAGAAUAAACGGAUAUGAAAAUGUGAAUAACAAGAAGAAGAAAAAGGGAGGUACAGUAUAAGUGAAUGAAGAGAAAAUAUAAAUGACAAGAAAGAAAGAAACAAAGCUGAAGGAAAAGAAAGAAGAAUCCACGUGGUAAAGGGAGAUAAGAUAAAGUGAACAAGUUGUAAUAAAAGAAAAAAAUAAAUGAAAAUCGUGAUGGAAAGCCGAGAGGAAGAAGGAAAAAAUAAAGGCUGGAAAUCUCAGGAAAACUCACAUGCAUCGCUAGUUUUUGAGAGGGUUAGAUUUUCCCUCCUUCGUCCCCAUGUCGGCAAAAGUUAAAUGAACUCCGAACGCACAAGAAAAUAACAAAAAUAAGUAAAAAACGCCAAGAAAAAAGAAAACAAAAAAAAAACGCAGCGCAAGGAAAAGUGUCUUGAAAGGAAACAAAACCAAGAAAAGUAAAGAAAAGAAUAUGUUUGCUCUCAUUAAUGUCGUCUGAAGUUUUGCAUUCCGGCAGAACCUGAGAGAGAGAGAGAGAGAGAGAGAGAGAGAGAGAGAGAGAGAGAGAGAGAGAGAGAGAGAGAGAGAGAGAGAGCACACCGUCACCAGCAAAUCCACCCCGUAUCUCGUAUGCUGCAAUCUCAACUUCUGACGGAAAAAAGACCCCAAAAAUUCGUGAAAGAUUGGUAACACACACAGAAAAGGGGUGAGAGGAGGAAGGGGAAAGGAGGAGAAGGUGUGGGAAAAAAAGAAAAAGCAGGUGGUGGAGGAGGAGGAGGAGGAUAGCGACGAAGACGAGGAGGAGGAGGAGGAAGAGGAAGAAGAGGAAGGGUUAGGGAACGCGAGUAAGGGAAACAAGUCGCUGGUGGUGGUGUCGGUGGGAAGCGAGGCACAGGAGGAGAAUAUGCGUGGAAGUAUAGGAGAAGAGACUCAGAACCUCUCUACCCAAGGCAUGGAGACGAUUCAAGAGGACGUGGAGCAUGAAUACGACCUGGAGAAGAUUCAGAAGAAGUAUGGUGACCUGAAGGGCGAGGUGGUGGUGGUGGAGCUGCAGAAGGGCGCCAACGGGCUGGGCAUCUCCCUGGCCGGUAACAAGGACCGCACCGUCAUGUCCGCCUUCGUCUGCGGCCUCAACCCCAACGGCAACGCCUUCAAGGACGGCCGCAUCAAAGUCGGGGACGAAGUGCUUGAGGUGAACGGCAACGUAAUCUACGGACGAUGUCACCUGAACGCCUCCAGCAUCUUCAAGGGCAUACCGGGGCCGAAGGUGAAGGUGAUUGUGCUCAGGAAGAAGACGGGCCUGCAGGAAAUGGCCAUCAAGCCCGUCACGCAGUUCCCCGUCACACUGGAGGACGAGACACCGGAGGAGAAGUACGCUCGAUUCAAGGGCCUCACCAACAUCAUUAUGAAGAAGGCUUCCCCUCCCCCCAUUCCUCCUCCCCUACCUCCUUCCUCCCCUCCUCCUCCUCCUCCUCCUCCUCCUCAUCUCCAGCUUCGUCGAGCAGCCUCCCUCAAUCCUAAGGGUCAGGCCGGGCUGGGCAUCAUGAUCAUCGAGGGAAAGCACGCGGAGUACGGGAACGGCAUCUUCAUCUCCGACCUUCAGGAGGGCUCCGUGGCCGCCUCGGCGGGUCUAUUGGUGGGCGACAUGAUCCUGUGUGUGAACAAGGAGGAGAUGGUUGGCAUUGACUACGACCAGGCCACCAACAUCCUCAAGAAGACGGAGGGAGUCAUCAACAUGUGGGUGGCCAACGCGGCGAGGGUGGCCGGAGGGAAGCCAGACGUUCCGCCAAAACCCACCAUCGCCCCCAAACCAACCCUGCCGGCCAAACCCCCCUCCCUCACCUCCCUGCCUGCCCCUGCCUCCCGCCUCUCCCCCCCACCCCUGGACGACCCUGACCCCGCACCCCCUCCCCCUCACCCCCGGCCAUUACCCCUGGACCGCCUCCCGGGCAUUGGCGUCACCUCCCUGGGCUCAACAACACCUCCGUCUUCGUCGCCGUCCUCGCCAUCCUCGCUUCCCUCAACAGAAGGGAAGGAGAAAGAGAAGGAGAAGGAGAAGCCUCAGGACCCAGCGACGGCAGAGAUCAGGCCGGGCAAGGAGACAACCAUUGAGAUCGUGAAGGAGAAGAUGGGGCUCGGGCUGUCCAUCGUCGGGGGGUCAGACACACUCUUGGGUGCUAUAAUCAUCCACGAGGUUUACCCUGAUGGUGCGGCAGCCAAGGACGGGCGCCUCAAACCCGGCGACCAGAUCCUCAACGUCAACAAUGAGAACUUCCGCGAGAUCACACACCAGAAGGCCCUCAGCGUGCUGCGGCAGACGCCCUCCAAGGAUAAGGAAAAGGUGAAGAUGGUGGUGUACCGUGAGGAGGGGACGCAGAAGGAGGAGGACCUGUACGACAUCAUCACCGUCCAGCUCACCAAGAAGUCCGGCAAGGGUCUCGGCCUCUCCAUAGUGGGUCGGAAGAAUGGCCCGGGAGUCUUCAUCUCGGACGUGGUGCCGGGCGGUGUGGCGGAGAGUGACGGUCGCCUCAUGAAGGGUGAUCAGAUCCUGGAGGUGAACGACAAGGACCUCCGGCAGGCCACGCAGGAGCAGGCGGCGGCGAUCCUCAAGUGUGCUCCGGGCUCCGUCUCCAUGAAGCUUGGCCGGCUAAAGGCAGGGAAGAAGGCCAAUGCUAACAACAACGCCAACAGCACAUGGCCUGUAACGAUUAGCGACAACUCUCCCGACAUGUCCUCCAGCCCCUCCCCCGCCGAGCCUCCCAUCCCCAUCCCCCGCACGCACCUCCCCCCACACCUCCAGGCCCACCACCCCCACCUCCCGCCGCCACAGCCCCAGCAUCCCCCGAAGGAGCCUCAGGAACCCAUGGGUAUCAGGACGAUCUUGCUGGAGAGGCGCGAUGACGGACUGGGCUUCUCCAUCGUCGGCGGGUUUGGCUCCAACCUCGGGGACCUGCCCAUCUACGUGAAGAGUGUAUUCGAGCGCGGCGCAGCGGCCAGGGAAGGUUCGCUACGCCGCGGGGACCAGAUCCUUGAGGUGAACGGACAGUCGCUAGCCGGCUUGACUCACGCCGACGCAGUGGCCAUAUUGAAGGAAGCUCGGGGAUCUGUUGCUCUCACUAUUUUGCCAUCCAAGUAAAGAUGAAGGAGCUGUUUAAGUGUGUGUGUGUGUGUAUGUGUGUGUGUGUGUGUGUGUGUGUGUGUGUGUGCGUCCUCUCUCUGUCGCUAUUCUUAUUAUUUUGCUGUUUUGAUGUUUCUGGUUGUUGCGAACGAGGGGGAUCCAUGCUGUGUACACACGCCACACACUCGUUGUUGUCAGGGCUCAGCACCAUAUGAUCAUCACCCCACAAGUAUAGAUGUACACACACACACACACACACCAAGGCUCACCUAACACCUAAACACCCAGCUAAGUGUGUAUGUAUGGGUGUCCCUGUCUGUCCCUCUCCCUCCUCCCCUCCCUUUGCCUCAUAUCCCAGACGGUGCAGCAAGUUAUCGAGGGACGAGGGGCACACUGCCUUUUCCCUACCGUGGUGUGGUACGCAAGAAUCAUGCGAGUGUUACCAGUUGAUUUGAGGUGUUCCCCUGCGCUGCGCCCUUCCCCUUCCAUUUCCUAAGCCCCCCAAUACAUCUCGUUUCCUGAAGCUUGUUCCCGACACCACUGCGAGGCCUUGAGGGGACUGUGGCUUUCUUUCAGUUUACGGAUGAUAAAGUUAUCCUGAUUUGUGCUCCAAGAUUACUGUGUUCGUCCCAGGAAUCCCCCCCACCCCCCCUCACACACACACAUCCCCAAAGCCAGUGUUAACUCAGAAGUGCAAGACUGACAUGCUAAAGUACACAGAGCAGGUAGACAGUGUUCAAAAAGGUGAUAUAAAAACUUCAAAAAGACCCAGAAAUUGUAGUUGCCGAUCUCAGAGCAAACAGUGUCCUGAAAUUAAGGUGGAAAAAAAUAUACGUAUCAUCAAAAGACCCAGAAAUCGUGUAGCUGUGGAUCGCAUGGAGGUCCCAGCGCAAGGGGGUUCGGGAGUGACCUGAAAGACCGAUUAGUUCUGUUAAUGUUGACACACACCGGCUUUCAGUCUGCAAAACAAAAAAACAAGUAGCAAUAUAAGAAUAAAAGUAAAAAAUAAGCUUAAAUAUGAUGUAAAAGUGCUGUAUACACUUACUAUUGACAAGUUUGCAAUGUGUGUAUCUUAAUCACCCAAUCGUUUCGUUGCGCAUCCAGUCCUUCCGUGAUUGUUUGAUUGGCCGGAUGUCAAUUGUGGAACUUGUACAUUUGUUCGGUUGCUAAAUCCAAAUUCUAAAUGUUCGUCUGAUGAUUGUUCGAGCAGAUACUAUUAAUUUAGGUGGUUAGAUUGUUUGCAAAGUUUAUACAGCAUAUCAUAUUUAUAUUGGUAUCACGUAAUGACAACCACGUACUCCGCCAUUUGUUUUCCUAGAUCAUUAUCUCUACAUAGCUAACUCUCCAUGUUGUUAAUUGCUUGAUGAUGACUGUGAACCUGGUUAAUCCGAACUGCGGCGCCGACAUUGUUUAAAAAAAAGACCUAUUUAUUUUGGGGUAAUCUAUUUUUUCCACGUGCAAGUUUGGCCACGAGAAGAAAAUGACGGAGAGGCGCGCUCGUUGGGAUGAACCAGGUCUCCUUCAGCUGUUAUCUCUUGUUAAAAUUUUACCUCUUGAUUCUGAGAAGAUAAUUUAGUAGGGUUAUAUUAUUCAUCAUUAGCAGUUAGUAAAUACGGUGAAGCAAAGUCAGGUCCAGCGACUCUGACUCUGCUCUCUUCCUAGUUUAAAAGUAAUUAGGGCAUUGUUUUGUAAUUAAAACUUUACUUUUCAUAAUGAUUCAGCAGUGUGCAGUGUGGGACUUGAGCCUUAUUUGUUUAUUGAGAGUCCCAGGGUACGGUGACGGCCAGCCCACGGGAGGUCGAGGGCUGGCCGGGUGUUGCAGGGAGCGAGGCAGGGCGAAGUACAGGAGUUCCCAAGGGCGAGGCUGCCGGGACUUGACGCCCUCACUACUAAAGCAUAAUGUGAUGUGGUCAGCCGACGGUGGUGACCCAGCCAGCACGAGGAAACUACCUGACACGGAUCCACAGCGUCGUCUGGCUUCGAGAUACAAGACUGACUACAUGAAGCAAAUGAAGCAAAUGAACCAUCACGUCGAAUAAGCUCAUACUGACAUCUUUUUAUCAUCUAUGCAAUAAGGCAGUAAUAUGAAAUAAAAGCAUUUCACAUUAA